AUGAACGAUCCAGGUCUCGAUGAACCUAUCUCCAACGAUGCGGAUGAUGUAGAGAAUCAGCAACGCGAUGAGCGGGAUGAGACUAAAGAAGAUGAGGAUGCUUUUCUUGAACCAAGCCGUUGGUGGUUUGCUAGUACCGCAUUUCCUCUCGUCGCCGGCACAUUUGGACCCAUGGCCUCAGCAUUCAGUAUUUGUGCAUUGGUUGUACACUGGAGGGUAUUGAUACCACCGGGGGGUGUAGAAGAGCAUGGGAUAUACAUUGACGAUCCGAAAUGGUUGAUCGGGAUAAACGCAGCGCAAUUGGCAAUCGCCCUCACUUCGAAUCUAUUCCUACUUUUAAAUAUGGCGGAAAGGGUUCGGUUCUCGAUCGCACAACCUAUAACAAUUAUCGGCUGGUAUCUAUCCUCUUUUACAUUGAUUGGGCUGACGGCUUGCGCUUCUGGACCUUUGAUACUUCCAUCACCUCCUGACCAUGCCUAUACCCAAGCAUUCUACUAUGCUCUAUUUUCUGCCGGCCUUUACUUUUUGGUGGCUAGUUUGAUGGUAAUUACGGUAUAUGGAGCAUACAAAGGACACUAUCCAAAGGAAUUCAAAUUGACCAUGAGUCAAAGAACUUUGAUGUUACAGACGAUUAGUUUUCUUGUUUAUCUACUCGCUGGUUCGGCAGUGUUCGCUCAUAUCGAAUCAUGGCAAUAUCUUGAUGCGGUUUAUUGGUGUGAUUUCACACUGUUAACGGUUGGUAUUGGAGAUUAUGCUCCAAUGACACAUUUAGGAAGAAGUCUCUUGUUCCCAUUCGCGAUCGGUGGUAUCAUCAUUCUGGGGUUAGUUAUUGGUUCGAUUCGAUCACUGGUAUUGGAACGGGGUAAGGUCAAACUAGGUGCAAGAAUGGUCGAAAAGGAACGAAGACGUAUCGUAAAGAAGACCCAGAAGAAAAAUGUUGAAGUAUUGAAGCCAAUCGCAACAGGAAAGUCAUCUCCUGAGUCGAGCAGCACACUCGUCAAUCACGAUGGUCUUACGGAAAGAGAAAGACGUCAACAAGAAUUCGAAUUAAUGAGACGAAUUCAAGAAGACGCAGCUACCAAACGUCGUUGGACUUCUUUGAUUAUCUCUGGGACUACAUGGUUGAUACUUUGGUCUGUUGGAGCUGCAAUAUUUCGAGUCACAGAGUACACUCAAAAUUGGAGUUACUUCGAAUCUCUCUAUUUCUCCUACACCUCUCUUCUAACCAUCGGCUACGGUGAUUUCUAUCCACAAUCCAAUUCCGGCAAACCAUUCUUCGUCUUCUGGUCCCUCCUCGCGAUUCCCUCUCUCACAAUCCUCAUCAGUAAUAUGGGCGAUACAAUCAUCAAAGGAAUCCGUGACUUUACUCUCUGGAUCGGAAACUCCACUAUCUUACCUGGUGAAAAAGGACUAAGGCAUUCUCUCAAAGGAAAAACAAAGAAAAUGACGUUUGGAAAACCAUUUGAAGUAUCCGAACAACCUCCAGGUGCCGAAGUUGCAGGAAGUCCUCAUCAGGAUAAUGAGAACACUGGUCGUAAUGCUGCAAAAAAUGAUCCUGAAUCUGCGGCCCAACGUGCGGAAAGCGAUCGCGACGAUCUUGAAACUAAGCGCGCUAGGAAACAAGGAGAGAAAAAUGAUAGAUUGCCUGAAAAUCAACAUCAUUAUCAUUGUAUCCUCGUCAAAGAGAUUGGAAAAGUGAUGAAACAUCUAAAUAGCUCACCGCCUAGAAAAUACACAUUUGAUGAAUGGGCAUGGUAUCUUAAAUUGAUAGGAGAAGAUGAGAGUGAGGCGAGGAACCAUAGGAAAGCAAUCAGGAAACCAAGGAAGGCAGAGGAUGAGGAGUUAGGUGGUGCAAAGGGCGAAAGGAGAGAGGAUAGAGGAGAAAAAUGGAGUUGGCUGGGUAAUAGAAGCCCAUUGAUGGGGAAUAAGGAGGAGACGGAGUGGGUGUUGGAGAGGUUGCAGAGGACACUGGAGAGGGAGUUGGAGGAGAUGAGGAGGGAGGAGAUGGAGAGAAAUGGGGAGGAGGGGAAGGAGAGAGGGCAGGUGGUAGAAGAGGAGGUUAAAAAUGAUGAAUGA
Messenger RNA from Sclerotinia borealis F-4128, 2076 nucleotides. NCBI's taxonomy places the organism in Eukaryota, Fungi, Ascomycota, Leotiomycetes, Helotiales, Sclerotiniaceae. The record is from the annotation of a GenBank genome assembly.